Molecule: messenger RNA, 1380 nt
Organism: Anthostomella pinea
Lineage: Eukaryota; Fungi; Ascomycota; Sordariomycetes; Xylariales; Xylariaceae
Source: the annotation of a GenBank genome assembly
AUGGCUUCUGUGAGACAGUUCCCCACCAUCAAAGCCAUCAGGUCAUUUGUGAUCGGCGGUGUUGGCUCGGGUGGUGACUACCACAACGUCAAGGGUGGCCACUGGUUGAUCGAUACGGACAUCUCGACGCCCUGUUCCAUAUGGGACCAGUACAAGAAGUCAAGGACGAGUUGGGGCAUCAACGUUCUGGGCUCCUUUCUCGUUGAGAUCGAGGCUAGCGACGGCACCGUAGGCUUCGCAACGGGCUUUGGUGGCCCGCCUGCCUGUUGGCUCGUCCACAAGCACUUUGAGAGGUUCCUGAUAGGGGCCGAUCCCAGGAACACAAACUUGCUAUUCGAACAGAUGUACCGGGCCUCCAUGUUUUAUGGCCGCAAAGGCCUGCCAAUAGCCAUCAUCUCAGUCAUUGACCUGGCAUUGUGGGACCUGUUGGGUAAAUUGAGGAACGAGCCUGUGUACAAGCUCAUCGGCGGCGCGGCGAGGGAGCGACUUGACUUCUACUGCACCGGUCCCGAACCUGUCGCCGCCAAGGAGAUGGGCUUCUGGGGUGCCAAGGUGCCGCUUCCGUACUGCCCAGCAGACGGCCACGCGGGUCUGAAGAAGAACAUCGAGUUUCUCCGCAAGCACCGCGAGAGCGUAGGGCCCGACUUCCCCAUCAUGGUGGAUUGCUACAUGAGCCUGAACGUAUCGUACACCAUCGAGAUCGCCAAGAAGUGCGAGGACCUCGACAUCAACUGGUGGGAGGAGUGCCUGUCCCCCGACGACACCGACGGCUUCGAGCAGAUCAAGCGGGCCCACCCGACGCUCAAGUUCACGACGGGCGAGCACGAGUACUCGCGGUACGGCUUUCGCAAGCUGAUCGAGGGCCGGAACCUCGACAUCAUCCAGCCCGACGUCAUGUGGCUGGGCGGCCUGACGGAGCUGCUCAAGGUGUCGGCCAUGGCGGCUGCGUACGACAUCCCCGUGGUGCCGCACGCGAGCGGCCCGUACAGCUACCACUUUGUGAUCUCGCAGCCCAACAGCCCCUUCCAAGAGUACCUGGCCAACUCGCCGGACGGGAAGAGUGUACUGCCCGUGUUCGGCGACCUGUUCCUCGACGAGCCCAUUCCUACCAAGGGUUACCUGACCACGGCGGACCUCGACAAGCCCGGGUUCGGCCUGACGCUGAACCCCGUGGCCAGGGCCAAGCUGAUACCCUCCGAGUAUCUGUUGAGUUACCCGGCACUGACGAAUGGCCUGACGCCCGCGGCCGUGUCAGAACAGCCACCUGCCGCUGCCACUGCCGCGGACUCGAAGCCAGAGGAGGAAACGCAAGCAACGGCGGAGAAGGAAGGGCUGGUGGACCGCCUCACUGAUGGCGUCAAGAACAUGACAGCCGCGUAG